CAAUCUAUUGAUAAAGGUACAAAGUUCCAAAGAGACUUAACAUAUUUUCAAAAAAUUUAAAAUAUUUUAUCUUUAAUGAGAUUUUGGUAGUUAAUGACGGUAUUUUAAAUUUUUUUGGAACUGAAAAUUAAACUGAAAAUGAGUGCAAUAAAGCUGGCAUUUAAUUCAUGGCCAAUGAGCAGAAACUUAUUUAAUUACGCUAGAUCUAAUGUCAAUAAAGUAAAAUACCAAUCUACAAAGUCUGGCGGAUUAGUUUUAAUUGACGUAAAUGAUAAGACUGGAUAUGCUCUUGUCACAUUAAAUAGUCCUCCGGUCAAUAGCCUUAACUUAGAGCUGCUGACAGCAUUUUCAAAUGCAUUGGAUGAAGUCAAAAACAAUAAGUCUAAAGGAAUGAUACUCACUAGUUCAUCGCCAACAGUGUUUACAGCUGGUUUGGAUAUCAACGAAAUGUAUAAACCUGACUACGCUCGAGCUAGAAAAUUCUGGAGUUCUCUGCAGGACUGUUGGUUGAAAUUGUAUGGAUCAUCUUUCCCUACUGCUGCAGCUAUUAACGGUCACAGCCCCGCUGGAGGAUGUCUGUUUGCUAUGUGUUGCGAGUACCGUGUAAUGCUACCAAAAUAUACGAUAGGCUUAAAUGAGACAAAACUUGGAAUCGUAGCACCAGCAUGGUUUAUGGCUUCAAUGAAGAACACGAUUCCCAUAAGAAAAGCAGAAAUGGCAUUGACAUUAGGAACACUGUUCAGUACAGAGGAAGCCUUAAAACUUGGUUUAGUGGAUGAAAUUGCAAAAGAUAAGGCAGAAGCGAUUGCCAAGUGUGAAGCAUUUCUUAAAAGAUAUGAGAAAAUUCCACAAAUGGCACGUGGGGCUACUAAACAAUUAUACAGACAACAAGACAUUAAGGAACUUGAGAGCAGCAGAGGAGCUGAUGUUGAGCUGUUCAUAACUACAAUUAAAAAUGAUAAAAUUCAGACUUCACUAGGACGCUAUAUUGCAUUUUUAAAAUGGAAGAAGAGAUUAAAGCCUUUAAUACAAUUCGUGUCAUAUGUAACAAGACUUGUAAAGCCACAAAAGAAGAAGAAGACAACAACAACGUAGGAAAGAAGAGAUAAUAAUGUAUGUAGGGGCUUUCGGAUAUUAUGUAACGCAUAGGACUGUUAUAUUUAUGUUGAAUCAGCAGUGGAAAGGAUUCAAUUUAAAAUGUUUCCCCUAUUAAAAUUUAUGAACCCCCCGACCCGCAAAAAUCAUUAUUUAAUAUCCAAUCAACCCCAUACAUUCACAUAUAUUCAUUUUUCUUUUGUUGAAAUUUUAACAUUAAAAGCUUUACAUGCUCAUUUCAUAUUUCAUGUUCAUUUGAAUAUUUUAUUUAAUGUCCAAAUGGAUAUAAAUAAUUGGUUCAUUAUUAAAUAAUUAAAUAAAACAUAUUAAAGAUUAACAAGGAGUCACAAAAGAUUGUCUGUUUGUUUGUUUGUUGGUUUGUGGAGAUAAUUAAGAAUAACAAACAGUUUCUCUCUUUCAAAAAUAAAUGUAAAUGACACUAAGUCAUUAAAGAGAGUGGACUACCUGACUGUGCCAUAGAUAAUAUUAAUAAACUUUCUUUUGUAUGUAUUGAAGGAAAAUAAAGGCAAU
Messenger RNA from Chironomus riparius, 1626 nucleotides. NCBI's taxonomy places the organism in Eukaryota, Metazoa, Arthropoda, Insecta, Diptera, Chironomidae. The record is from the annotation of a GenBank genome assembly.